CCCGUCAUCUCCAUUCCAUUCUUCCUUUCUCCUUUCUCAUCAUCUGAACGAGCGGAAGGUCGCCUCUUUCGUGGUUGACCCCUCAGUUCCCCCUCAGUUCGCAGCCAGAUCGUCGUCUUCCCGCGCCGGUCUGCGAUCUCACUCUUCCCUCAAUCAGUAUCGGAUCCGCCAUUAACACUCGGUACUACUGAUGGAUCGUUCACUGCUGCUGUGGCCCGAAGACUUCCAGCCAGCCAUAGCUAUCUGACGGCGAGGUCAACUGCGGGGUCGCGGGCGCACGAGCGUUGGUUCUGAGCAUGGCGUCUGCGUUUCAAAAUGCGUGGCAGACUGCGCUCCACUCGGAAAAGGAGCUUCUGAAAGCUCUGGCAGAGAAAGAGCCUACCUUUGCUGAGAUCACACAUUUUCUCUCCGAAUUCCGAGCUUCUUGCCAGAAUGCGAUUUUUCGAGACUUUGAGGCCGCCCGUUCCGCCAACGUAGAGGGUCAUCUGUGGGAUGCGCAUGUUAAGAUCAAUAACCGGUUUCGCAAGCUGCUUGCUCGUUUCCGCGAAGAGAACGGCAAGAAGAAACCAGUUGAGAAGCGCAAGCUCGAGAAACACUAUCUCGACUUUAUCAAAUCCAGUCAGCGAUUCUAUCGAGGUUACAUACAACGUCUAGCGUCGCACUACGGGGGUGUACCGGAAUUGGAGAAGAUCGCGCAGAAAUUCAGCUUUGACCAACUCUCGGCUCAGUCCCCUGUGCAGCCGGAUAACAAUCUCCGCAAGCGCGUUCUUCAUUCCUGCCAUGCAACCCUCAUCCGUCUGGGGGAUCUCUCUCGCUACCGUGAAACCGAACUUGUGACCAAAGGGCGGAACUGGGGUCCUGCAAUCGGCUACUAUGAUUUAGCAGGCGUCAUCAACCCGGCCUCUGGGGCCUCGCACAACCAGUUAGCCGUUAUUGCCCUUGCUGAUGGCAAUCAUCUCCGAGCUAUGUACCAUCUCUAUAGAGCUUUGUCCGCACCGGAACCUUAUCCUACCUCUAAGGGAAACUUGGAAAUCGAAUUCAGGAAAAUCAUGAACGCCUGGGCCAAGAGAGAAUUGAUUCCACCAGAAGAUGCGGGUGUUCCAGGAAAGGCCUUGACUCCUUGGUUUGUGUACCUCCAUGCGCAGUGCUAUAAGGGAAAGGAUUUUCCGGAACACGAUGAGCUGGAAAAUGAAGUAUUGAGUCAGCUUGCUGUUGAUCUGAAGGAACGCUCCCUCGAGGGCACUCUACAGAAGUUUUGUUUGGUCAAUAUCGCCGCGGAAUAUUUCGCGACAGUGAGAUCGAAGGAGGAACAAACACACUUUGCUCGAUUGUUCUUCCAGCGUAUCAAUGUGAAGACUUUCUUUACUCUCCUUCAAAUUUUGCUGGCUGAACUGGAACGAUUCGCCGAAGAUCCUGAUAAGACCGGUUCUGACAAAGUAACUGUCGUUGGCCGACGUGUUCUUCCCGCCCUUCGUCAUUAUAGUGCCUGGCUACUUUCCAAUAGCGAUAUGCUAGUGGCCGAAAAGGAGGAAUCACCGCUGUUUGUUCAGAUAAAGGAAUUCUGGAAGAUAUACGCCAACACGUUAACCCUUCUUGCGUCGACAUUCGACCUGAUAAACCUGCCGGAAGUCGAUUAUCUCCUUGAGGAGGAUGAGGAAACUCUUGGUUUCAAGCCAUUGGACAAUGAAUUCACGAGUCGUAGGUAUCUCGACGCAAACUGUCAGCAAAAGCCACGCAUGGCCGAUCCGGGGAUUGAGAGAAACCAUCCCAACAUCGAAAUGCUCUAUCGCAUUAGAGAAUUUGUUAUUGACGGCCUUGACCUCGUGGUUAGCGGUAGAAUUCCCGUGGCCUUGGUCGACGAGAAGGACAAGAAGACAUUCAUCUAUCAGGAGGAGGGGUUGCCCUCCCAGUUCUUUGCAGCACCACCAACUCAUCAGCACACCCUGUCGUCCACCAGUAUUGAGCGGGAGGAUAUCCAAAAGGCGAAGCAAGACCCUGCCUACGUUGCGGAAACCAGAAGUGUUUUUGGAGGCUCGCAGUCAGCUUCGGCAUCGGUCCUGGCAAAUAUGCACUGCAUAGUCGAAGGGGUAGAGCGGUUGGUCGAAUCGGACACCUAUGAGAACCCACCAGUGGUCGACGAAUUGCCAGCCUUCCUUGGUGGCAGCCCCCCAACUCCUCCUGGUCACACUUUCGAAGUUGAUUCAGUAUCGCCAUUUCCCGAGGACAGAGAUACUGUGCCCCGAGUGACUAUGCCACCUCCUGGGCUAGGUCCGCCUAACGCCCAUAACGCGACAUCUUUGUCUCUCUCUCAAUCUUACACCCCAGGCCCACCGCUACCGAGCAUCUGGAACUCUGCAUUCGCCCCCAGACCCGGUGAGGCUCGAUCACCACAGCCCCGUCCGGCGACUGCCCGCCAACUCAGUCCUCCUGGACUCAGCCAGCAACCGUCACAGUCGCCGAUGGCUACUGGUGAUGGUUUCAGUAUUCCAUCACAGGAAACGACCGCGAGUGAUAUCGCAUUCCGGAACAACCUGCUAUUACAGCGCCAGGAUUUCUUCAAUUCGUCACCCAGGUCUUCCCCCUUCCAAUCAAGCUGGACGCCUCCGAAUCCUGCUGUCUUCCAAGCCCGCACAGCGACUGCAGCCUGGGGUCAAGAGAUCCCCGCAGGUGGACAAUACUACGACUCGAACUUCCACCCGCGACAAGUAUCUAGCAGUCUUGGGAGUGCCUCUUGGGCGAACAAUGCUUUCAUUGCAAGCAGUCUUCCGUCUUCGAACUGCCCCAAUUCCACCUUGAGUGGUGGCCGCAAGUCUACAACACAGCUCGGCGCCAUUGGCCAGACACCCCCGUGCGGACAAGGUGGUUGAUCAACAAGGACGCGAUCUACGCAGAAUCGGCAAGUGAGAUCUGACCAAAGAGGAUGAUAUCAACCUUGUUCCUCACGGGUUCACGGGAGUCCUCUAUGACCGAUGUACCCUAAAACGCAUCGCUAGCAGAUUGGACCUCAUCAAAGAGCAAGGCAGCGCAACGAAAGUCAAGGCAUCAGGUAGCAUGAGCUAUCUUGCUGUCUUAAAACAGAUAGCACUUUCCACCUGCGUCCUUUGGGCCAAAUUGGACGGUUAUCCUGAACAUCAGUUGGGUUCCCUGCAUCACCGACACUGAGGAGAGCAUUACAUGAUUGCAUCGACCCCCGCGGGACACUCACAAGUUAGGAGGGAAACAGUCCCAUCUUGACAUAUCAUGCACU
This is a messenger RNA of Paecilomyces variotii, 3247 nucleotides long. RefSeq lists its product as hypothetical. The transcript is spliced from 7 exons. The record is from RefSeq and is a predicted model, not a curated record. Bases 297 to 2867 code for a protein of 856 amino acids. NCBI's taxonomy places the organism in Eukaryota, Fungi, Ascomycota, Eurotiomycetes, Eurotiales, Thermoascaceae. Gene Ontology annotation, cellular component: telomerase holoenzyme complex. Gene Ontology annotation, biological process: nuclear-transcribed mRNA catabolic process, nonsense-mediated decay. Gene Ontology annotation, molecular function: telomerase RNA binding; telomeric repeat DNA binding; protein binding.